Messenger RNA from Dreissena polymorpha, 1275 nucleotides. RefSeq lists its product as uncharacterized. NCBI's taxonomy places the organism in Eukaryota, Metazoa, Mollusca, Bivalvia, Myida, Dreissenidae. The transcript has 4 exons. The record is from RefSeq and is a predicted model, not a curated record. Bases 183 to 1016 code for a protein of 277 amino acids.
UUAAAUGAAAUGCAAACAAAUAGGAAGUGUUUUUACUUGCCCUCAAGGAAAAUACCCUGUUAACAAUAAGAAGUAUUUAUUCCCCAGUCUCAACGUGAUCAUUGGUAGUAUAUUCAGGUAGUUUAAUUCGUGUAGUAGUUUGGUGUGAGAUUAUAAACACUGUGGCUGCAUUUAAAUUUAUUAUGUCAAAGUAUUUGUAUGUGUGCCUUUUGUUACUUUUUACCAUUGUCACUGAGGUAAACGGUCAUGGACGUUUGGUUGAACCACCGAGCCGUUCUUCAAUGUGGCGCCAGGGGUUCAACUCACCGCAGAAUUAUGACGACACUUCAUUGUUUUGCGGAGGGUUCAGUACCCAGUGGAGCAGGAACGGCGGAAAAUGCGGCGUGUGUGGUGAUAACUUUGCAGAUAAUCCGCGACCCAACGAACCAGGCGGCAAGUUCUACACAGGGAUCAUCGUACGCAAAUAUGACGUCGGUCAGGUGAUUGACGUCGCUGUUCAUUUGACGGCCAAUCACAAAGGAUGGUUUAAAUUUCGCCUGUGCCAAAAUGACGUCGAGAACAAAGCUGUAACGCAAGAUUGCUUUGACCAACAUCUCCUUAAAGAUGACAAAGGAGUGAGUCGGUUUUCAAUCAGCAUGGGCAUGGAAAUGGUCAAGUAUUCUCUCAAACUUCCGACAGGUAUUACAUGUCGCGCAUGUGUGUUGCAGUGGAUGUACAAUACCGGAAAUAGCUGGGGCGUGGAUCCGGUUACCAAAACCGGCUGCAUUGGAUGCGGCAAUCAGGAACAGUUUUACGGAUGCUCAGACAUCUCUAUCGGUGCAUCCGGUGUAACAACAGGUCAGGUUUCGCCAAAUGUAGUGGUCCCAAAGGGUGACAUUGAUGACCGGAAGUGGCAGGAACUCGUGGACCAAUCCUGCGUCUGCGCCCAAACCUCUAAGACCGCGAAGCCUCAAUGCGGACAUCUUGUUACAACAUGCCUCGGCGUGGUGCUGUUUCUUCAAGUGUUAUUUUUCUGAUUUUUCAUUAUUAAAAGUCGACUUUCUUUAUUAUGUUAUACUGUUAGCAUUGCAGUUGGUUUGCUACAUAAUUAUAGUAAUUAGUUCCCCUGUUGUGUCACUAUGCUUACUAUGAACGUCACUCAUUUUUUGUUAACAGAAUAUGCCUACAUAUAUGUACUUUGUUUAAUAUCUUAUCGUAAGAUGGUCCAUAACUGAAAAUGCUUCAGUAAAGGUCUUUUCUUUACUAGUGUAUAUUAUUGAAAACCAAAUGUCUGUA